This is a messenger RNA of Nycticebus coucang (slow loris), 457 nucleotides long. RefSeq names its product prefoldin subunit 4-like. Lineage: Eukaryota; Metazoa; Chordata; Mammalia; Primates; Lorisidae. Gene Ontology annotation, cellular component: cytoplasm; prefoldin complex. Gene Ontology annotation, biological process: protein folding. The coding region runs from base 1 to 405 and encodes 134 amino acids. The record is from RefSeq and is a predicted model, not a curated record. The transcript has a single exon.
AUGGCGGCCACCAUGAAGAAGGCAGCUGCAGAAGAUGUCAACGUUACUUUCGAAGAUCAACAAAAGAUAAACAAAUUUGCAUGGAAUACAAGUAGAAUCACAGAGCUGAAGGAAGAAAUAGAAAUAAAAAAGAAACAGCUCCAAAAUUUAGAAGAUGCUUGUGAUGAUAUCAUGCUCGCAGAUGAGGACUGUUUAAUGAUACCUUAUCAAAUUGGCGAUGUUUUCAUUAGCCAUUCUCAAGAAGAAACACAAGAAAUGUUAGAAGAAGCAAAGAAAAAUUUGCAAGAAGAAAUUGAUGCCUUAGAAUCCAGAGUGGAAUCAAUUCAGUGGGUUUUAGCAGAUUUGAAAGUUCAGUUAUAUGCACAAUUUGGGAGCAAUAUAAAUCUUGAAGCUGAUGAAAGUUAAACAUUUUAUAAUACUUUUUUCUAAUUUGUUAAUUUGUUUAAUAAACUUGAAU